Messenger RNA from Lodderomyces margitis, 1680 nucleotides. It is a transcript of the gene RAD57, whose product is annotated as putative DNA-dependent ATPase. Gene Ontology annotation, molecular function: double-stranded DNA binding; ATP binding; DNA strand exchange activity. Lineage: Eukaryota; Fungi; Ascomycota; Pichiomycetes; Serinales; Debaryomycetaceae. Gene Ontology annotation, biological process: DNA recombinase assembly; DNA strand invasion; mitotic recombination. The coding region runs from base 1 to 1680 and encodes 559 amino acids. The transcript has a single exon. The record is from RefSeq and is a predicted model, not a curated record.
AUGGAUGAUUUUAAACAAUUGGGGCCAGAUGAGUUUCAAAGCUCUCAUAAAUUCCCUUAUUUGGUAGGUUUGUUGAACAGUUCUGGAAAAACCAUCGUCGAUCUAAUCCACUGUUAUGAAUCAACAGAUGAUCAUGCAGAACUAGCCAAACUAAUCGACCGACCACUAGGCGAAAUCAGCCAGUACUUUAAAGCACUACAAGCCGACUUGUCAGUAGCGCCGAGCGUGGUAAACAAUUUAUUUGAUGAGGAGGAGGAAACAAUCAGUACUGGGUUGCCAUCGAUCGAUCAAGAAUUGGGUGGUGGCGGAAUUCCCGUGGGAGAAGUGACGGAAGUGUUUGGUGCUAGUGGUUGCGGAAAAUCACAGUUUCUUUACCAAUUGGUUCACCGUUGUAUUGAGCAGUACCCUGACAGUAAACCUAUUCAUAUUGCCACUGAAACUUUUAUGGAGUCAAAAAGGUUACAGAAUAUGCUCGAUGAAGGGUUGGGUUAUCGGACAGUGGAUGCAAAGUUGGAGCGAAUAUCCUACAUAUAUUGCCCUGACUUGGAAAACCAGGACCACAUUUUAUUUACCCAAUUGCCGACAAAGUUACAGCAGGACAAACCAAAUACAAAACUACUUGUCAUCGAUUCAAUAGCCCAUCAUUUUCGACGCGAAGAUGCAAUGUCCAAUGUCAGUUUUAUGAAGGAUAAGAUAGAAGAGCAGGAGCUGCAACUUGACGACGACCCAGGCUCGCAAGAGCUUAAACGACUAAAGAACAGUUAUCUGAAGUUAGUGGGCAACAAGACAGCCAAGUAUGCAACGCGAUCAACUAAGCUACAUUAUCUAAGUCUAAUGUACCGCCAUUUAACCAGAUUGGCGAGGCAGUUCAAGAUCGCUGUCGUGGUGGUAAACCAAGUUAGCGAUCAUACUGCGGAUUUUGCCAAUUCAAAAACGUCUGUUGUUGACGAUGAUGAUUUAUCAUAUCCCUUGAAUUUAGAUUUCCAAAUCCCUAUAGCAUCAGGAUGGGACCCAAAAACAAUAUUCAAAUAUCUACCCCCGUCACACGUACAAUUAAACGAACGAGAUUUAGAGUUGUUAGAUUUGGAAUUACAGAAAUCGUUUGAUUCAAACUCCUCCUCCUCAAAUAAACGAAAAAAAGUAACAGAUGAAAAUGGAACUAGAUCUGUCCCUGUUGAAGAGGAUCCGCGGAUGAACAAGACAAGGAUAGCUGACAUACGUGAAACACAAGCAGAUCUAAUUAUGAAAGCGCAUGAGUUGAGGAAUAAAAACACAAAAAGAAUAGUACCUACGUUGGGGUAUCCAUGGGCAACCCGAAUACAAAAUAGAAUCAUGUUGAUGAAAACGUACAAGCCCCAAUUAAAGACAAGGGAAGAGUUGAUUAGAGAAAGUGAAGCUAAUGGAGGCGUAGAUUUGGAAACUGGACUAUCCUAUGCUCAACUUUGUGAAGGAUUCACCUUGGGAGCAAACGGGCGUAAGGAGAAUCAGUCACAGCAACCUGCAUCUGCAUCUUCUCCAACAUCCACUAGUGCAGAUCCACAGUCAAGCACCUCUCUGUUGAUCAAAGGCUGGCAAGUUGAACGAUUCAUCAAGGUUGUUCUGUGUUCACAUAAUUCAAGCAAUGAUAGAUUCAAAAACUAUGCCUUCACAAUUGAUAAACAGGGGUUAGAUCAAGUUUAA